AUGAACUUCCAGAGAAACGACCUGAUCGCAAAGCGAUUACAUUGUUUUUGGUUGAUAGAAAAGGUAGCUAAUUUUACCUGUACGAAGUGCCGCUCGCCGAGAUAA
Brugia malayi is the source of this 105-nucleotide messenger RNA. RefSeq lists its product as uncharacterized. The record is from RefSeq and is a predicted model, not a curated record. The coding region runs from base 1 to 105 and encodes 34 amino acids. The transcript has 3 exons. NCBI's taxonomy places the organism in Eukaryota, Metazoa, Nematoda, Chromadorea, Rhabditida, Onchocercidae.